GGCUCUCUCCUUCUGCCUUGGUCUGCUCUUGGGACUUUGACAUUUCUCUUUGGACAUUGUAGGGGGAAUAAUGUCCGCGGCAACUCGACUCAAAGUCCUCCAGCAACAUCUAACCUCCGGAGUCACAACUGGUCCCACCUCUGGAGAAACCAUUCCACAUGCUCAUCCUGGAAGGCUCUGCUACACUUUGGAAAACAGAGUUCUGACCCCUGAGCAGAGACAGUUUUAUGAGGAAAAUGGAUUCCUCCUUAUUAAGAAGCUGAUUUCUAAUGAGAAUAUUGAGCUCUACAGAGAAGAGUUUGAGAAGAUUUGCCGGAGGGAAGUUGAGGUUCCGGGACUAACAAUAAUGAGGGAUGUAUCCAUUUCUAAAACGGAAUAUGUUCCAGAUCAACAAGCAAUUUCUAAGAUCCAAAGUUUUGAGAACAAUGAAACACUGUUUAAAUACUGCUGCUUGCCAGAGAUCUUGAAAUAUGUGGAGUGCUUUACAGGCCCCAACAUUAUGGCGAUGCACACCAUGCUGAUCAACAAGCCCCCCGACACGGGGACAAAGACAUCUCGUCAUCCCAUGCACCAGGAUUUGCAUUAUUUCCCAUUUCGCCCUGCGGAUCAGAUAGUGUGCGCCUGGACGGCCAUGGAGAGAGUGGACCGCAACAACGGAUGCCUUGUUGUACUGCCAGGGACUCACAAGGGGAGACUGAAACGACAUGACUACCCAGAGUGGAAGGAUGGUGUCAAUAAGAUGUAUCAUGGCGUGCGUGAUUAUGACCCCAGUCAUCCCAGGAUUCACCUCGUGAUGGAGAAGGGUGACACCGUAUUCUUCCAUCCUCUGCUCGUUCACGGAUCAGGAACAAAUCGGACUCGGGGCUUCCGGAAGGCGAUCUCGUGCCACUUUGCAAGUUCUGACUGUUACUACAUCGAUGUAAAGGGUACCACCCAGGAGAAUAUUGAGCAAGAGGUACUUGGGGUAGGCCGAAGGAAAUACAAUAUUGAUGAAGAUGUAACUUUGGUGGAUAUUUGGACCAUCAAAGGACGUCUUGUACAAGGAGAGAGAACUAACCUAUAGAUUAAAGGCUGGCAUCUGGUUCUGAGUAAUUGUCAGAGGGUGCUGUCUGAUUACAUCAAACGUCCCUUAUGUCAUCUGUCACAUUUAUGAUUCAUUAGCUAUUUGCACUUGCAAUUGAUAAUCUCAUCAUCCUCAGUGUAAUUUUAUAGACUUCAGAAUGACCUUGCCAGCAUACGUGCUAUCUGUGUUAACCUUUCAUGCGACAUUAGUUAUAUGUAAGGCAGCGCUGUGGUCAACUCAAAGAAUGUUUUGCAGUUUAGCUGUCUGUGAUUCACUGAGGCAUGCUGACUGUCCUGAUUGCACUAAUGUUGUUUGAUAUUAAUUUUAUUACGUUUCAAAUUCUCUAUCUGUUAAUUAAUAUUGCUGAGUGAUAUAAAAUUAAAUUUAUUUAAGACAGAA
Hemiscyllium ocellatum (epaulette shark) is the source of this 1462-nucleotide messenger RNA. It is a transcript of the gene phyh, whose product is annotated as phytanoyl-CoA 2-hydroxylase. Gene Ontology annotation, biological process: fatty acid alpha-oxidation. Gene Ontology annotation, molecular function: phytanoyl-CoA dioxygenase activity. Lineage: Eukaryota; Metazoa; Chordata; Chondrichthyes; Orectolobiformes; Hemiscylliidae. Bases 71 to 1063 code for a protein of 330 amino acids. The record is from RefSeq and is a predicted model, not a curated record. The transcript is spliced from 9 exons.